CAAUCCCAUCAGGCCAGGAAUAAUUCUGGACAGCUUCUCACUCUGUGCUAUGGAGGAAUCCAGUUUUAUUCAAGCUGCAACAGAGAGUACAGCAGAAACUUACAAUGUUCCACUUUCCGCUUCAGAUGAGGAAAGCAGAAGUGUAGAUGGAGUGUUUCACAGAGAGCUGGAUGACAGAGUUCGGCCCUACAUUGACCUGAUUGACUCUCUGAGAAUGAUUGGCGUGGAGAAGGACCUGGCGCUGCCGGCCAUUGCCGUGAUUGGAGACCAGAGCUCUGGGAAGAGCUCUGUGCUGGAGGCUCUGUCUGGGGUGGCUUUGCCACGGGGGAGUGGCAUUGUGACCCGAUGUCCUUUGGAGCUGAAAUUAAAAAAGAUAAAAAAAGGAAGAAAAUGGACUGCAACCAUUUAUUAUAGAGAGAAAAAAGAGAACUUCACCAAUCCAAUGCUGGUUGAAAAGCAUGUGAGACAAGCUCAAGAUGAGCUGGCAGGAGAAGGUGUGGGAAUCAGUGAUGAAUUGAUUAGUCUAGAGAUCAUGUCCCCUGACGUGUGUGACCUCACCUUGAUCGAUCUACCUGGGAUUGCUAGAGUACCUGUGGGAGAUCAGCCUGAGGACAUUGCUGACCAGAUUAAAAAUUUAAUACUGAAAUUUAUCCAGAAGACCGAAACCAUUAACUUGGUUGUUGUCCCAUGCAAUGUUGACAUAGCAACAACAGAAGCACUGAAAAUGGCAAAAUCUGUGGAUCCUCAUGGAAUAAGAACUUUGGCAAUACUAACAAAGCCAGACUUGAUAGACAAAGGAGCUGAGAUGGACAUUUUAAAAAUUGUCAAAGGUAAUGUGAUUCCUCUCAGAAAGGGCUACAUCAUUGUAAAAUGUCGUGGACAGAGCGAUAUCAAUCAAAACAUUCCUCUUGAGGAAGCCACGUUGGUGGAACUGAAUUUCUUCCAGCAGCAUACAUACUUCAGGGAUCUUCUGAAUGAGCAGAAAGCAACAACCAGAUGUCUUGCAACUAAACUGACCAAAGACUUGGUGGGACACAUAAAAAAUUCAUUACCACAGUUAGCUGAACAAAUUCAGAGUCAGCUUUUAACCAUAAAAACAGAGCUAAGGCAGUACGAUGAAGGUCCUCCAGGGGAUCCCAAACUGAUAGGAAGCUAUCUGACAAAAAUUCUGAUGACCUUCAAUGACAGGAUCAAUGAACUUUGUGCACGCGGAGAUUCGAAACAGAAUCUGUACCCUCGCCUACGGCCCAUGUUUCGAGAAUGGUUUGAGUAUUUGGACAACACAAAAGAAGCCUUUCAGCUGAAGAUGAAGGAAGUAACUGAUCAAUAUGAUGAAAACCUCCGUGGAAGGGAACUGCCUACAUUCAGUGACUACAGUGUGUUUGAAAGAGUGGUUCGAGAACAUGUUACUGAGCUCAGACAACCAGCAACAGAUGUACUGAAGGUUAUACAAGAAAUUGUGCAAGGGGAGUUCAAUAGCGUGGCCGAAACUUGUUUCAGACAGUAUCCUUUCCUGAAACAAAUUGCACUGAGCAAGAUUGAUGACAUCCACUCAAAGCUAGAAGCCAAAGUGGAGAAGCGGAUCAGAGAAUACAUUGAUAUGGAGAAACUGGUGUAUAUUCAGGACCUCACUUUCAUUAAAGAACUGAGUAAAAACAGUGAGAGGUUUCGGGAUGUCACAGAGGAAAACUGUUUUGUUUAUGAUGUCAGAGAACUGACACCGGAAAAGAUGAUGGCUUAUUACGAGGUCGUCUUCCAGCGCCUCGCCGACCACAUCCCUAUGUUGACUCUACAUUUUAUCCUGAAAGAGUCAGCCAGCCAGCUGUGCAUGCAGAUGAUGGACAUGAGAGCCGGGUGCAAUGUGAGUGAGAUGCUAAGGGAGGACUCGGAAGCCAGCUGCAGGAGGAAUGAGUUACAACAGCGCUACAGGAGACUCAGACUUGCCCAGGAGAAGCUCCUCAACUUCUAAAUGCACAACUCAUACAACUGCAAAUGUUCAGGAAUGUAAUGGAUGCCAUAUUGCAUGUGUUGCAUAGACAUACACCGAGACAUAGAGAAAAGAGUGGAAACUAAAAACAACGUCUGAAUAUCAAGUGACCAAUAAACAGUGCUACUUUCAGCCUUCAGAACAGCUUUAGUUAUUCUUGUGGUGCUAUCUCACUCUUCUCUCGAUUGUGUGUAGUGGUAUUCCAGACCAUUACUUCAGAAGAUCCUCCAGUGCUUUGAUUGAUAACGUAGCUAGAUAACUAUUCUGCACUUUGUGCUUGAGACGUGCCCAUAAAAGUUGAGGUUUUUUUCAUUCUCAUCAGUGUGUUCUUCGUUAUUUUUACUGAAGUUACACAGGAAAGGGCAAAAAAUA
Scleropages formosus (Asian bonytongue) is the source of this 2359-nucleotide messenger RNA. Its product is annotated as interferon-induced GTP-binding protein Mx-like. The transcript is spliced from 14 exons. Gene Ontology annotation, cellular component: plasma membrane; cytoplasm; microtubule. Lineage: Eukaryota; Metazoa; Chordata; Actinopteri; Osteoglossiformes; Osteoglossidae. Gene Ontology annotation, biological process: receptor internalization; synaptic vesicle budding from presynaptic endocytic zone membrane; defense response to virus. The record is from RefSeq and is a predicted model, not a curated record. Gene Ontology annotation, molecular function: GTPase activity; microtubule binding; GTP binding. Bases 50 to 1969 code for a protein of 639 amino acids.